GUGGCAUGUAGUUAGUAGUUAGUAUUCGUUUUCGUUAUGCUUCUCCGUUUUUAGACUUUGUUUACGUAUUUUGUGUAAUUUAGGGUUAUUUCUGUUCGAACUGAACAAUAAUGCUUUAAUUUUCAUAGGAAAUUUGAAUUGUGAGUUACAUUGAUAAAUAAGCAUGUGUUUGGUAUGAUGCUUACAAUUUUCAGCAUUUCAGAUUGUUUUUAAGAAUUAGGCUGAGUGAAUCGUAAGGAGUUAUAAAGAAAUACAAUGAAAGAUUUGACCCAUUACUUCAAUUCACCCAAGGAUGAAGAUGUUUCAAAAUCUCAGUGUACAUCUCAAAAUUCUAAUACCAAUGAACCGGUUGAAAAUAAAGAACUACCAACUAAAAAAAGAAAGUUAAGUCUCUCCAAAAGUAAAGCCAAACGUGAGAAAAAUAAACCAGCUUUAAAAGAAUCCAGUUCUGACGUAUAUGAAACCAAAUCAGGUAAUAAUUUAAAAACUGACGUUAUUAAAGAUGAUAAUGCUGCUCCAGUGGAUAACAAAAAACGGAAACGCCAGCAAGAUCAUAACACAAGUUGUAAAAAAAUUAAAGUGUCUAAAUCAAUAAAACUGAGUAACAAGAAAUCUGAUUUAAAAUCUAGUUGUAAUGAUGUAGAAGAUCAUGGACAAAUUAAAGACACAUCCAAUAAGGAAAAGAAUAGUCUGGUUAAUGUUGAAGACAGAAGUCUAAUAGUUAAUAAACAUGACACUUGCAAUAGCAUACCCGUUGGUGAACUAGUUGUGCACACUAAGGGAAAAAAACGUUUAAAGAAAAAUUCUCUGACCAAAUCUGAUAUUGAAAUCACUUCCAAAGUGAAAGAAAAGGUUCAUGGAAAAGAUAGUUCUGAAAGCACAGUUGAACAGCCUUUAGACAGUGAGAAGAGUCCUGAUUCAUCUCGAAAGAGUCUAUUCAGUUACUUCAAUAGUACCAAUGGAAGUACAAGUAAAGUUGCAAAAUCCUCAAAACUGAGUAAUAGGAAAUGUGAUAUAAAUUUGGAUGGUAAGAGUGUGGAAAAUAAAGAUAAAAUUAAAGGCACACUUAAAAAAGUAAAAGGUAAUUUGAGUAAUGCUAAAGACAAAUAUCCAUUGGAUGAAGAGAUUGAGAAUGAUGAUAGCAAACCAUGUGAUGAACAAAUAUUACAGAGUAAAAAAAAGAAAUGCUUAAAAACCAAAUUGUUCUCAGAAUCUGAUAAUGAAACAUCUAUAAAACAAAAAGAAUCUGCAUGUCUUUCUAUUAGUGGUCUAGAGCAAUCUGUAAAUGAGAAAAGUCCCGAUUCAUCCCGAAACAGCUUGUUCAGUUACUUCAAUAAAGUUGAUAAAGAAACUGCUUUAAAACAGAAACCAGAAAAAAUUAAAGUGGAAGUUUUAGUCCAUUUACCUCCAAAUGAUGGGAAGAAGCCAAAUAGACGUAGUUUGGAUAAACUUCCCUUCACUAGUAAGUCAAAAAUGCGCAAAAAUAAAAUUAAACUUGAGAACAGUGAUGUUAUUGAAGUAGUUUGUUCAGAGGAAAUUGUGGACGAAAACAUUCCAGUCAAUAUUAAUGCACAAAUGUCUCCAAAAUUAGAAACGCAAGUUAAUACUGUUGUUAAAGAAAAUGAUCCUUCAAAAAUCAUACAAAGCAAUUUAGCCAGCAUAUUUGUUUCUAAAAAAGAUAAACAAAAUGUGCCUUUGAAGAAUGCAGAAAUUGAAGUCCCUGAUAUUAAAAGUUUGCCCAACAAUGAAAAAAGAAUAGUGGGAUCAGUUGAAAAACAUAGUCAGAAGAAAACAAAGUUACAAAACCAAAAAAUAAGUAACAACCUUGACAAAUCAAAUAAGAAUUGUCCUAGUUCCAAAGAAAAUGUCAAGGAUGUUUUAUCAAACGAUCCAAAAUUGAGUAAACCAUUAAAAAUAAAUAUUCCAAAGAAUAAGUCAGAAGAAAUUAAUACUAAAAAAUUGAAAAACCACAAAAUGUCUAGUGAUCUACAUGGUUUUGUAAAAAGUGCAUCUCAAACUCUAGUUGAAACUAAAUCAUCAAGUAAAGAAGUUUCUUCUGAAGUAAAGGAAGAAAUCAAUCUCAUAAGCCCUAAAUCAUCUAAUAAAAAAAGCCAAGAUUCAAGUUUAAGAACACCAACUAAAAAUGUUUCUGAUAACAGUACAAACGAUUUGAAAACUCCAAAGAAAAAAUCUUCUACUUUGAAUGGAUAUUUUACACCAAAAUCUAGAAACUCAAAUUGCAAAGAAAAAAGUUCUGAAGAAAAAUCCUAUAAAAAUCCAAAUUCAUCAUCUCCAUGGGUAAUGAAAGUCAGAAUAAGUCGUGCCAGCAAUCCAUUGUCAGACUCUGAAGAGGACUCUAAGGAUUCCAUCCAGGUCAUAGAACAGAAAAAAUUAAAUUCACAAAUUAAGUCAGAAACACAUGAAAAUGAUGAAGUGAUUGAGAAUGAUAACUCUUCAAUCGUUGUUAUUGAUGAUGGUGAUGGAGAUGAAGACGACGGUGACUCUUUGAAGAAUAGCCAAAAAAAUAACAAGAGAAAAACACUUCCAAGAAGUGCAAAACGACUUAAGCUUACUUCAUCAGAUGAAGAGAAGAAAGUUGAAUCUCCCAAACCCCCUGUGAAACUGUGGCCAUUUUUCCAGAAGGGUAAGGCUCGGCCACUCAAAGAGGCCCCUGUGGACGAGGCCAAAUUGAGGGCCAAAAUGCUGUUUUUGGAAAGUGGUGUUCCUGAAGUCAUCAAGCGUAAAGUAGAGAAUGUGAGAAAUGAGGCACUGGUUGGCCAGCCUGCUCCGUUCCCUACAGUGAGCCAUGUGACACAGAACAAUGCUUGGGAUGGUAUCAAUGUACCAAUGUGUCGUUUGCCACCCCCCUGCAGUGUUUCAACAUCUCUCCAGCCCCCCUCCCCAUCUGCCUCUUGGGACACUUUGAUAUCAAGAAUUGACCCAGAGGAACCAGAAAUUCCUGUCUUUCAACGGCCAGGAACAGGCGAUGUUAAAGCGUUUCUGGAACAAUUGAAGGAGGAGGAGCCAAAGACAGAAGUGAAAGCGUUGUUCAAGAAGCUGAAGGAGUACAAGAGUAAAGCGGAUUCGACAGUUUGGACAGAUGUUUAUAAACCGACUAAAGCUGCAGACAUGGUGGGAAACUCCGAGAGUAUCAAGAAACUGAAGACGUGGCUGGAGACACUGAAAAAUCGAAGAAGAAGAGAAGGCAGCGAGAGCAGUGGAGACGAGUUUGUGAAUGAUGACAGCGAUGGUGAGGGUAGUACAGUCAACAAUAUGGCUGUGCUCACCGGACCUUGUGGCUGCGGCAAGACCAGUGCAGUGUACGCCUUAGCCAACGAGCUGGAUUGUAAGGUGUUGGAGAUCAAUUCGUCAUGUAAUCGCUCCGGCAAACGGAUCCUAGCCGAGUUCUCCGAGUCUACCCAAUCCCACCAAGUGGAGAGAGCACAACCACUCAAUGGACUGUUUAACAACCAAAAGACGGUGAAAAUGAAAAAGAAGAAGAAAUCCAAAUUAUCGACUGAAGCCAAGACUGAAAAGACAUCUCUUAUUCUGGUUGAAGAUGCGGACCUGCUGUUUCCGGAGAUGGAUGAAGGGUUUGUGCCCGCGCUCGCCUCUCUGGCUGCCAACUCGAAGCGACCAUUGAUCCUCGUCACCAACUCCCAGCAGGCCCCCCACCUAGAGCGCUUCAACAACACCCAGUUGCUACAGCUCACCUUCUCCAGACCAAAGCCGGCCAAACUGGGAUUGUGGCUGCGGUUGGUCGGACUAGUAGAAGGUGUGAUGAUGACAGCGGAGCAAGCUUCCCAACUCGUUGAGUGGAGUGACUGUGAUGUCAGGCGUUGUCUGCUACAACUCCAACUGAUGGUGCAUUCCAACAACUCUGAGGUGAGAGAGAGCUUGACAGAGUCGCAGUUGUGGUGGCGGUGGCCAGCUCAGUACCAGCUGCAGUAUGAACUACCUACACUGUUAGAGCCGGAGGAGACGGUGUCGCCACCAAUUGCUGAUAAGAAAGAGCUCAUCAAGCAGCUACAAUCAGUUUCAAGUACCACGAGUCGACUGGCUGUACUAGAUGUUCUGUCUUCUCGCAGCAGGCUGAGACCCUGUAACACUGGAGAUGUAUGCCCAGUGGCGUGGCGCGGCCGCUGUGUGGAUAGCACGAGUGUAACUCCUCCUUGUGACCUGGCAGUAGACGCCACCACUUGUCAGCUGGUCGACUGGCUUGCUCAUGUUGCUGCGAGAGACUUGCCUUCAGAUAGCACACGAACAGGAAGAACUGUACAAGAGGCCAGGUGGUUGUCAGUACUGAGGCAGGGUGAGCAGAUGUUUAUGUCUGGAGUGGCAAUGACUCAGCACAGCAACCAUGAGUCGGUGACAUGUGACUACUUGCCGACCCUGCGUGAUCUCGGCCGCUUUGAACAGCUCAGACUGGCAAACUAUACCAGGCGCGCCAAUCGCUUCUUCAACUACCUGCAGGGAUUAGGCAUCCAUGCUGGAAAAUCCUAUAGAGACUUCAUGUGCGACGGUUUCUCAUGAUCCAGAACUCGUAGCUUUGUGAAUAGCCAGUUAAAUAAUGUAAAAUUAGAACUGUACAUAGAACAUAGGGGUUUAUUUUUUGUGUUGUGUAAUUUUGUUUGUAUACUUUUGUGUGAGAAUAAUUUUGUUUUAAUAUUUAUUCAGAAUAUAAGGAGUGUGUACCAAUGUUAAUUUAAAAAUGCUAAACGAUAUUAUUUUAGUACUUUAUUGUACCUUUAUGCUGUAUUAAUUUGAAAAAUUUAUCAAACUUGACAUACCCACAUAAAAGAUGGUAAUUUGUAGCCUAAUGGGUUUUAAUUCGUUGAUUGAUGUUUUUCUUUAACAUGUCUUUUAAGGCUAGCUCCUUUCGAUGUUACUCUGAUUGUUACCAGUAUCAACAUAUAUUUAAUUAAGAAAAUUAUUGCAAAAUUCAAAAAUUAUAAAUAUUAUAAUUUCUGCUGUUUGUAAAUAGUGAAGCUCAAAAUAAGUGAAUAUUUAAAUAUUAUAUGAGUUUUUGUGAAGAGUUAUUAUUUUGUACUAUAAAACAUAAAACAAAAUAUUUUGGUUUA
Messenger RNA from Homalodisca vitripennis (glassy-winged sharpshooter), 5081 nucleotides. RefSeq names its product replication factor C subunit 1 (gene elg1). Bases 256 to 4533 code for a protein of 1425 amino acids. The record is from RefSeq and is a predicted model, not a curated record. Lineage: Eukaryota; Metazoa; Arthropoda; Insecta; Hemiptera; Cicadellidae. Gene Ontology annotation, molecular function: ATP hydrolysis activity; DNA clamp unloader activity; DNA binding. Gene Ontology annotation, cellular component: nucleus. The transcript is spliced from 16 exons.